Molecule: messenger RNA, 3001 nt
Organism: Hyalella azteca
Lineage: Eukaryota; Metazoa; Arthropoda; Malacostraca; Amphipoda; Hyalellidae
Product: transcription factor cwo
Exons: 6
Coding region: 1-2382 (793 amino acids)
Biological process (GO): regulation of transcription by RNA polymerase II; regulation of neurogenesis; regulation of circadian rhythm
Cellular component (GO): nucleus
Molecular function (GO): DNA-binding transcription factor activity, RNA polymerase II-specific; protein dimerization activity; RNA polymerase II cis-regulatory region sequence-specific DNA binding
Source: RefSeq, a predicted model, not a curated record
AUGGGUAAAGAGUGGGACCCACUUUCGCACCGUGUGAUCGAGAAGAGGCGGCGGGAUCGUAUGAACAGCUGCCUCGCUGACCUCAACCGCCUCAUCCCGCCUCACUACCUCAAGAAAGGCCGCGGCCGCGUCGAGAAAACCGAGAUCAUUGAGAUGGCCAUUAAGUACAUGAAGCAUUUACAGCAGCAGCAUGACUUUCGGGAUAUGGCUCCCAUGGCACCAUGUGGAGCAGGUGGCCUCCAGAUGGACCAAUGGACGGCCGGCUACCAGGAGGCCAUGGCCAAAAGCCUGCAAUUUCUGGUGGAGGUCGAAGGCCUUUUUUCCGGAGACUCUUUAUGCGUCAGACUUAUGAGUUAUAUGAGUAAACACUGCAAGAAGACCUUAGCUCGCGGGGGCUUUCAUCCCCGUAAGGUUGCUACGGGCAACGAUUACCAUGGCAACGGCUCGGGCAACAACAGCAAUAACAGCAACAGCAACAACAGCAAUAACAGCUACAACUGCAGCAACAACAGCAGUUAUGGAUACAACGGAAACAACAGGAACAGUGGCUACCGUGCAGACAACAGUGGAUCUGAAAAUUCAUAUGAAAACAUCAAACAGGAAGAUAAAGAUAAUGGACCAACAGAUUGUCUCCCGUACAACCUCACCAACCGCAGCUCUCGCCCCAUCGUCUCGCCCCGUUCUCAACCCCACGUGGAGAUGGGGAAUUUGGGGAACACGUUCAAUGAAUUUGACGGAAUCCAGGGAGGAAGGCUGAGGUCCACAGUAGAACAAACGUGUGGUUCUGGUGACAGCACAACAUAUCAGGACCACAAAAUAGAACGGACCUCAUCUUCGGUCCCAGUUUCUGGUGUCUCCGCUGAAGGUUCUACCGAUUUGGCGGUGGAACGACCCGCUUCCGAAGUACCUUUACGAACGAUGCUCCAUCACACGAACGCGGCUGUGUGUAAAUCCGUUCGUAAUGAGUAUUUUUCGUCAGAUAAUGGAUCGAAUACUUCAUCUUCUGGUGGAGAAGAUAACCCAAGUCGUCUCUACAAGUUCAAAAGCAACAUGAAGCACCGUUUUAGUGUGGACCUAGAACAUUCAUCUGUGUUGCAUCCUUCCAAGAAACAGCGGCGUGAUUCUGGAUCUUCCUCCAGCAAUUACGAUCAGUACGAAAGUUUUGGAAGGCCUAUCCCUAAGGGAACCCUUUGCCCUAAUGGGGAUAGGGAAACUAAUUCCCCUCAAAAAGAAAACCGAGAUCGAGCUGUUGCCUCUGAAAAGUUUAAAGUGAAAGAGAUCGCUCGUCCUUCAUCAGGUGGAAAUGUUUCGACAUCACGGAUGCCGACUUUAAAUUUGGUAGACGAUGCGAUACAAACUCCUGUUCCCAUUUUCGCCUUUAACCAAUCAGGAAGUUUUUAUGUCCCGAUGUCGGUGGAUGCGUCUGUGGUAGCAUCGGCAAUGUCGAUUAAACCGGAAAUAACUCCGGUCCUGCACCCGAUUUCGAUUUACGUGAAUUUUACACCGAGCUGCCUGGCUACAUCCAUCACAAUGAAUCCUGCAGCGACUCCUGUACUCCGACCAUCUUUUGCUGAACAUGCGAUCCCUAAAGAUAGUUACUCAUCUUUGACAUGUCCGAGUGACGCUUCAUCUGAAGAAAUAAAACCCAUGUUCAAAGACGGAAUAAAACAUGGACACGUUUCUUCGUUGCCCGCCACAUCCAAGGGGUCUUAUGACACAUACCCUAGCAGCGUAAAUGGCAACCAAAUAAAAGAUAACCAUGAAGAUAAAUCAAAUAACUACAAUGAGAUGACCAGGACUCAAAUGAAGAAUAACCGAAACAUGAGUCGCUUGUCCAUUGCUAAGUCCAUUCAGGACGCGGCCCGGGAGAACCCAGGUGACGUUUUUCGUGGACACCAUCUUCCUUCCGUACCAGAGAUACCAACUCACGAUACCAUGUCACAGUUGUGCAAGACUCGUACCAUGAGGGAAUAUUAUUCUCCAGGUCAUCAGUCCCAAAUGAAUGGUAAUCUUGGCAGCCAUUCAUCGUCGGCAACUUUGCCACUCCAUUCCACCCACUCUUCUGCGAUGACCACUCACACUUCAACCAGUGUUCAUGCCCACGUUCCGUCCCAACUACCCUACAACUUACCCCCUAUUUCUGUUUUUUCAACCUCUGUCCAGUCUAUCCCUACUCACAUUCCUCACCAACUGCAACAUUCCGCCAAUCAUACCUCGUCUCGGAUGGUUAGGGAAUCCAGGAACCAUCGGGAGCUACCUACUCCUCCUACCUCCGUAAGGGACCAUUUCGAACCAUCCCUUGGAGGGAUGGUAUCAUCCGGGUACCCCCGUGGGACUUUACCUUGGCCUUAUCACCUCCCGGCCAGGCCUUUCAAAGUUUAGAUAUUUCUUAUCAGUUGCACCACAAAGAUGUUGUACAAUAGCGACAAUAUUGUUGUUACUCGUUAAUUGGGCUCAUUAAAGGUUUAAUGUGUUCCACCCCCUCGUAAAGCCUAAUUGUGUCCUACCCUCCCCCAACCAAAUAGUCGUUUAUCGGUAGUAUUUAAUUAAGGCUAAGUUAGGGAUAAUUGGUGAAAAAAAGCUUUCUUUAUGAUAACUCCGCGAAAGACUCUACUUCAAUAUAAAUGACGUUGAAAAAACCUUGAUUACGAGUUGAAGUCUACAAAGCAUCGUUAAUUCAACAUUAAUUCAACAUAAUAUGCCCGGUGGGUUGCAGCUCAAUUUUUGUGAAGACAAAUAUAAAUGUAAAAAAAUUUUCACGAAAAAAUGACUAAUUUUCCAUUAGCGACUCCUGUUCUCAAAUGCCGAGUAGUUUAUCGAAAAUGUUUAUUUUACAGAGAACAAGGAAGCGAGUCUAAUUAAUGAUUAAUUAAUUAAUGGUCUAAGUGCAGGUUUUAAGUGCCAUAUUGCAAGUGAUAAUCUUGUAAACAUGCCUUAUUCAUACCGAAUUUAUCUAAAAUAGAACAGUUUUGCAUCUGAGAUAUUAUUAUUGUAAUGAGAA